AUGCCAUCUGCUUGGGGCAUCAGCAUGGACGAUUUUCUUCGCUGGAAUCCUUCACUCACCAUAGACUGUGGGAAAUUCCAGAAAGAUCACUCAUACUGUGUUGAAGCAUUUGGAGAGCCGGAGGAGCCAGAGCCAACCAGCAUGACAACAACGUCUGCUGGACAACCGGGCCCGACUCAGCCAGGCCAGAUAGCGACAUGCAAUAGAUGGGACAUGGUCAAAGAUGGCGAUACGUGCAAUACAUUCACACAGAAGUAUGCAGGCCUCACUCGACAGAAUUUGGUCGACUGGAACACCGAGAUUGGAGAUAGGUGUCAGUACUUAUGGGCCGAUUAUUAUAUCUGCACGGGAGUUGAUGGAUGGAAGCCCACAGACACCAUCACAAGUGGCACACCAACUUCGACCAAUGGUAUCGCAACUCCAAGCCCUACCCAGCCUGGAAUGGUAAAUAACUGCGAUGCAUUCUACAUCGUCAAGGAUGGAGAUGACUGCGUGUCAAUUGCGACCAAAAAUGGAAUUACUAAGGCACGGUUUUUGGAAUGGAAUACCGGCGUUGGUGCAGGUUGUUCAUCUCUCUGGCUGGACUAUUAUGUUUGCGUUUCUACCAUCGGUCACAUUCCUUCAAAUACCAUCUCAACGCCCACCACAGCAACCCCGACAAAUGGUGUCGUGACUCCAACGCCCACCCGUCCAGGAAUAGUCGGCAACUGUGAUUCUUUCCACUUGGUUGUCGACCGCGAUACUUGUAGCGGCAUCGCACGUUCUGCGGGUAUCUCGCUUGCACAGCUUGUUGAAUACAACCCCGAAAUCAAAUCAGAUUGCUCUGGUCUCUGGGCUGAUUAUUAUAUUUGUGUUUCCAUCAUUGGUGUUGGCCCGACCGCUACUACGACCAAGCCCACGUCCCCAACUAAUGGAGUCACCACUCCAACUCCAAUCCGUCCAGGUAUGGUAGACAACUGCGACGCGUUCCACAUGGUCGUUGAUGGAGAUGAAUGUGAAACUAUCGCACACAGUUACGGUAUCUCAAUGUCCCAGCUUACUCAAUGGAACCCCGAGAUCAAAGCCGAUUGCUCUGGCCUAUGGACAGGCUACUUCGCCUGCGUUUCGACGGCCGGCGUCGAUUCCAAACUAGUAGCAACCACAACCACAACAACCGCCGGAAAUGGCAUCGCAACCCCUACCCCCACGCGAGCGGAAAUGACAGGAAACUGCGAUAGUUUCUAUAUGGUCAAAUCGGGUGAUGAGUGUGGAAAGAUUGCUUCGGACCAUGGUAUUACGACAGACCAGUUGUAUAAGUGGAACACAGAAAUCGGAUCCACGUGCGGCGGUCUCUGGCCCGACUAUUACAUUUGCGUUAGCAUUGUUGGGAUUGAUCCAAAGCCUUCCAUCACUACACUACGAAGGGUAAUGGAGUUGCCACUCCUACUCCCAUUCAAAAUGGCAUGGUUGAAAAUUGCAAAAAGUUCCAUAAGGUCGUGA
This is a messenger RNA of Penicillium waksmanii, 1479 nucleotides long. Its product is annotated as muramidase family protein. The transcript is spliced from 3 exons. NCBI's taxonomy places the organism in Eukaryota, Fungi, Ascomycota, Eurotiomycetes, Eurotiales, Aspergillaceae. Bases 1 to 1479 code for a protein of 492 amino acids. The record is from RefSeq and is a predicted model, not a curated record.